UCAAGGUCUUAUUUUGGGCUUCUUUGGCAACAAAAAUGUAAAAUUAAUAUAGUUUUCAAAUAAACAAUUAGACGAGAAAAAAUGGCGGAAAGGCCGCUGCACUGCACAAUUAAGAACCCAGUCCUCAUCACUCUGACUGACUUGAAAUCAGAAUUCCAUUCCGGUUGCAGAAUAAUUGAUGUUUCGUUGUCAAAUAUCAUUAACCCAGAGAAAAGCCAGUUGUCAUUGAAAUCUAAAUCAAAAGCCAAAAAAAAUGAUGAAGUUGAAAGGGUGGGGGAGAUCCAUUUCAAGAACAGCUAUACAGCAUACCUUACAGUUAAGGCUAAAAGCAAGAUUCAAGACAGCAAAGAUGGAGGGGAGGUUAAGUGGCGCACAUGUGUCCGGAAGAUGCGACUGAUGCCCAGCCCACAUGUGGAGGCUGGUUCCCAGGAUUUCUUUGUAAUCACCAGAAAACAGAUGUCAUUUGACUUAGUGAAUGUCUCGGCACUAAGACUUAUUCUACAGCAGCCAUCACCAGUUUGGAAAGAGUUCAAAAUUGAGGACUUGAAGAUUUUCAGAUCUUCUGAGAGUUCCAGACCAAAUCCACUCCCGGCCUGGUUGACAGAUACCCCAGACAAAACUACCCGUAAAAAGGUUGAGCAAUCAGAGGAGGACUGGUAUCCUCCACCGGUAGUAAAAAAAGAUGCUGAUAUAAUGGGAGUAGCAAACCUGGAGUCCCUUUCUUCAAGCCUGCAGCAGUUAUGGGCCCUGUCGGAGGAGGUGUCAGCGCAGCAAACAAACAGGGCACUUGGGAGAUAUGAGGUUGAUGGUUGCUAUGAAAUCAAUUUGCUGUCAUACACUUAGCGGAGAACCUGCCAGUUAUACUAAUGGACCAACAAUAUGGACAGCAGUUAUUUCUAGUUCUGUUCCUCGUCAAUGUGAAAUGCAAUAUGAAAAUACAAGUGAAACAACUUCACUGACAAAAACAGUUCUGUUACCAUAUUGCAUAUAAAACAGCGAACUUUUCAUAUAUUGAUAAUCAUCUGUGAUAGGAAGUUGACUGUGAUUAUUGUUGGAAACAUGCAUGCUUCACAGUUGUAUAUGCAUGUAUAAUUAUGAAACUACCACUUUUCCAGGAAUGUAGAUCUGAAUUGGAAAAUUUUACUAAGUUGAUACUUAGUUACAUGCAGGUAGAUUUUUUUAGGUCUAUUAACAAUACAAUUCUGUUGUUAUAAACACAUUAAUCUGGCUGAGAUUUGUAUUUAAAAAGUAGACUCUAAAGAUGAAAUGUUUUCUCAGCCCUUGAAGUAUAGUAAGAAGCAGUGCCCUUUUUAGAAGACAUAGGGAACUACAGUAAAAAAACAUGUACAAUAUAUUUAUUAUGUACAAUUUAUUUAUUAUGUACAAUAUAUUUAUUGUCAUUAGCAUGGGUUUGUUUUUUGCACAAUGUCCCCUCUCUGUUUGAAUGAGGCUCUUGCCAGGUAGCCAUUUCUGAGUAAUAAGUGCAAUCAUUAAAUACCUAAUUACAAAGCAUGUACAAUCUGUGUAUUUUGUUAUGCAUAUUGUUUCUUGCAUGACGUAGAUUAAGAAGUUAAACCAAAUGCAUGUUUUUUAUAUCAGAUCGUCGGAUCUGAAGGUCUUAGUAUUUCAAUACUAGACCGAGUUACAUGCUUAUCUUUGUUAUGAUGCUGUGUUGGUAUUGAAUUAUAAUAAAGUUUAGAAAUUGU
This is a messenger RNA of Mya arenaria, 1706 nucleotides long. Its product is annotated as nicolin-1-like. The transcript has 9 exons. Bases 82 to 843 code for a protein of 253 amino acids. The record is from RefSeq and is a predicted model, not a curated record. NCBI's taxonomy places the organism in Eukaryota, Metazoa, Mollusca, Bivalvia, Myida, Myidae. Gene Ontology annotation, cellular component: nucleoplasm.